AUGGGGAGGAUUCAAAAGUUUAUUUGCUGGCUAGUAAUAAUUUUAAAUACGUGCAACAAGAUAGAAUGUUCAAAUGCAUCGCGUAAUGAAGAUCAUCUCUCGACUUACAAUCAAGUGUUAGAUAUAUUGAAGAUGUGUGUUCCGGACCGGCUAAACCCUCUUAUUGUAAGUAAUGAUUUGAUUGAUUUAAUUUACCCAUCAUCAUGGGCGGGCGAUGAUUAUUCAACUACUAUCAUGCUGAUUGAUGAUUAUAUUAAAUCAAAUAAUAUUCAAUUGUACAAUCCGGCGUAUCCUACAUAUCUUAUAUCUGCUGAUUCAAUUGUGGAAUCCCGAUCGUUGCUGAGCAAUCUGCAAUCUUCUUCUUGGUGGAACAUUAUUUCUCACUUUUUUGUGAUUGAAAAUCGUGAUAAUUUAUGUAAAGAUUCUUCAAAAGUUCUUCAAUCACUUUGGAAAGCUGAUUUACUCUCUUCAUUUUAUAUAUGUAAUGAUUCAAUCAACAAAACAAUGGUCUAUACCUUUAAUCCUUUCACAAGACGGGCUCCGAAUUCUUGGGAAGAAGUUGACUCGAUCGACAAACCAAAUGACAGAUGGACUCUUUAUAAGCAGCCACUCAUAAACGACACAAGCAUAUGUCAGAACCUGACAUUUGACAAAACUAAAUUUUUGGACGGUUAUGCAGUGAAAGCAGUAGCAUCUCCCGAAAUAAAUAGAAACUGUAUUCAAAAUAAUAUUAGCGAUGUAAAGAGCUUGGGUAAAUUUCUACCAUACACUAAUUAUAUGUUUUUUAAAAAUUUAUUUCCCGCUUUAAAUGUCACACCAAUAAUUAGCUAUGACGAAAACGGUCAUUUUGUUAACAAUACUCCUGUGGGAUAUCUGCAAUCUUUAGUCAACGGCACGCAGGAUAUUGGUAUGAAUGAACGUUUUAUCGGAGGUAAUGCUUCUUUAUUUGUUGACUUUAUAAAAAUAUAUAAGGAAAGUGGAUUUUCGAUACUGACUCAUAAGAGAGGUGUCACAACGGUAUUUGAACAAGUUUCUGACUUUUUUGACCUUGAGACUACAUUAUUUAUCAUAUUUGUAUUGUUUAUUACAUUCGUCGCAAUAAUAAGAAUCAAUAACUGUCAGUACGGCUUAGGAUUAUUGGACAUAAUUAGUUUGACUUUGAGCAGAGGUAUCUUAGUACCAUUAAAUAAACUAUACAUACGCGUUAUUUUCAUUUUGGCAACAUUUGUUAUUUUUAUUGUCACCCCGGACUUGCAGGGAUAUAUAUUAAGUUUUGUCACGAAGCCAGAGUUCAAAAAUGUUGAGACUUUAGAAGAUUUAUAUAAUUUUAAAUAUACUGUAUACAUGCAUUCCGGUUUUGAAAAAUUUCUUCAAUCUCAGGGAUUAUGGGAAAAGUCAGAUGACAAGUAUUUUCAUAUUUCUUUAGAUUCCAGGCAUAAGUGUCAUAAAAAAAUUUUAGAUGACGAUGCAGUAGCUUGCUUAGCGUUGUAUUAUUUUCAAUUAAAUAUGGCUCUAGCGAAUAAAAAUCUUCACGUAUCGAAAGGAUUUAUUUCAAAAGCUUAUAUGUCUUUUUGGCUGCGCAAGAACUGGGUGUUGAAGAAUAAAAUUGAUGAGAUAACCUCGCGAUUGCAAGAAUCCGGUUUAAUAGAUUAUUGGGACAAACGGUCAUUCCAUUAUCCUUUCAAAAAAUUAAAAGCCAUUGAAGCGAAAGAAUCAUCUUUGGACUGUCGUCUAUUAGAUUUUCAAGAUUUUCAAUUUAGCCUAUUUGUUUUUUCGAUAGGUUUAGUUUUCUGUACGAUUGUUUUCGGUAUCGAAAAUUUUGUUAAGAGGGUAAUACAAAAACGUAGACGCGCAAUGAGACGUGAACCACGAUUUGUUAAAUUACGACAGAGACUUCGGUACCGUGAUGGAAAAAUUUUCAUUAUCAAUGAAUAUUUGUAA
Molecule: messenger RNA, 1941 nt
Organism: Microplitis mediator
Lineage: Eukaryota; Metazoa; Arthropoda; Insecta; Hymenoptera; Braconidae
Exons: 3
Coding region: 1-1941 (646 amino acids)
Source: RefSeq, a predicted model, not a curated record